AUGUAUACUGAUGCUGAAUCCGAUCGGAUGCUUUACUUCUAUGGAUCUGACUACAUUUUCAAUUCACUUCUCUAUCACGCCUAUCAAACACCAAACUAUAAAAAGCUAAACAGGAAAAACAUAUCAAAGAAGUAUCGCGGUUUUCUUUCGACCGUCUGUGGUGGGAACGAAAGCUCCAGAGAUUUUACUGCGUCGAUAUGCGUUGGAAAAUUGAUACCGCAAAUAGCUGAGGCAUACCCCAACACGACGACAUCUUUUGUAUUGUUGCCGCACGGCCUUCCUGAUUUCCAGUUCAACGGAGAUGCUGGCGCCAUUAAAUUAUCAAGUAGGUGUCUUCUUCUGUACGCUUUUUGA
This is a messenger RNA of Cooperia oncophora, 354 nucleotides long. NCBI's taxonomy places the organism in Eukaryota, Metazoa, Nematoda, Chromadorea, Rhabditida, Trichostrongylidae. The record is from the annotation of a GenBank genome assembly.